GAGUCCCUGCCUUGCCCGAAGCCCGCCAGGGGGCGCCGCGCUGAGGGGCUGAGGGGCUGCGGGGCGGGGGCGCUGACGGCUCUGACCCCGGGGCUGCUCCGGGCCGGGCGAGAGGACCGCCUGGGCGGGGACCCCAAGGCCUCAGCCCCGGACAGAGGCAGGGGUUCUUGGGGGGUGCAGGGGGCGCGUCGCCCUCUGCCCCCGCCGGCACCCUGGCCAUGACAGGCAAGUCGGUGAAGGACGUGGAUCGGUACCAGGCGGUCCUGGCCAACCUGCUGCUGGAGGAAGAUAACAAGUUCUGUGCUGACUGCCAGUCCAAAGGGCCGAGAUGGGCCUCCUGGAACAUCGGGGUGUUCAUCUGCAUUCGGUGUGCUGGGAUCCACAGGAAUUUGGGGGUGCAUAUAUCCAGGGUAAAAUCAGUGAACCUCGACCAGUGGACUCAAGAACAGAUUCAGUGCAUGCAAGAGAUGGGGAAUGGAAAAGCAAACCGACUCUAUGAAGCCUACCUUCCCGAGACCUUUCGGCGACCUCAGAUAGACCCGUAUCUUUUUGGAGUGAUAGCUGAGUGCAGUUUUGAUGUUUGGGAAGAGCCAGGAGACCUUCAAGGCCUGAGAUAAGACUGUGCCAUCUCUGUAUGAAUUAGCCCAAGACUUUGGUUUUUCUCUCUACUGCAACCAAAACAAAAACGUGCUUAUGUGCUGACAUUGGGACUAGCACCUAGCAUCAAGUAGGAAAAGCUAGGGAAUUAGGGCUGCAGUGACUUUACUGUGAGUCCUUCCAAAGAGUGACAGCUCCAAUAGUUUGAAUCUCUGACACUAUUGUUUGACAAGAAGAAUGGCUUACUGUGCUCUAUUGAACCCUGGCAAUUGGCAAAAGUGGCACUGCUUUGUAAAUAUCUUGUAUAAAAGUAUUGACUUUGACUGGUUUAUCAAUAUUGCUCUUCCUCCAUUCCCUCAGCCCGGGCUGACAGACACAGAGCAAGCCCAUUUGAAGAAAGAGAAGGAUGAUAAGUGGAAACGAGGGAAUGAACCCGCUCCGGAGAAAAAGAUGGAACCUGUUGUUUUUGAGAAAGUAAAAAUGCCACAGAAAAAAGAAGACGCACAGCUACCUCGGAAAAGCUCUCCGAAAUCUGCAGCCCCUGUCAUGGACUUGUUGGGCCUUGAUGCUCCUGUGGCCUGCUCAAUUGCAAACAGUAAGACCAGCAAUGCCCUAGAAAAGGAUCUAGAUCUUUUGGCCUCUGUUCCGUCCCCUUCUUCAGUUUCCAGAAAGGCUGUAGGUUCCAUGCCAACUGCAGGGAGUGCUGGUUCUGUCCCUGAAAACCUGAACCUAUUUCCAGAGCCAGGGAGCAAAUCAGAAGAAACAGGCAAGAAACAGCUCUCCAAGGACUCCAUCCUAUCACUGUAUGGAUCCCAGACGCCUCAAAUGCCUGCCCAAGCAAUGUUCAUGGCUCCUGCUCAGAUGGCAUACCCCACAGCUUACCCCAGUUUCCCCGGGGUUACACCACCUAACAGCAUCAUGGGGGGCAUGGUGCCUCCGCCAGUAGGCAUGGUAGCUCAACCGGGAGCCUCUGGAAUGCUAACCCCUAUGGCCAUGCCUGCAGGCUAUAUGGGGGGCAUGCAGGCGUCCAUGAUGGGUGUGCCGAACGGGAUGAUGACCACUCAGCAGGCCGGCUACAUGGCAAGCAUGGCAGCUAUGCCGCAGACUGUGUAUGGAGUUCAGCCAGCUCAGCAACUGCAAUGGAACCUUACUCAGAUGACCCAGCAAAUGGCUGGGAUGAACUUCUACGGAGCCAACGGCAUGAUGAACUAUGGACAGUCAAUGGGCGGUGGAAAUGGCCAGGCAGCCAAUCAGACUCUCAGUCCUCAGAUGUGGAAAUAAAAGCAAAGCACCUGUAUGGCUGCCACUCUUUUUGACCCUUGCUUUCCUCCCUCCUCUUUUUCCCCCAGCCUUCCCCUUUCCUUUUUCCUACCUCUCUCUGUUCGGUUUAGAAACUGAUCAUAAGUCAUAUGUUGUUUGGCAUUCUGCCUAACCCAGUCUCCCUUCCCAGAGUCAUGGACCUCUCUGUUGCUUUAUGUUGGUCAUGUCCCUGACUGUCCAGAUUUCCUCCCACCCCACCCCACCCUCUCCCAGCACCAGCACCUUAGAAACUAUUGGCAGAAGAGGGCACAUGAGCUGCGGGAGAGUGUAUACACUGAUCAGUACCUCCCUUGAGGCUGAGCUUCCUCGCAGACCCACAGAAAGGUCUAUAAAGGACAAGUGCUUGGCAGAGGGGAAAGUAGAAAGGGUCUUUAUUGGCUAUAAGCUGUUUCUAAGUGCUGAGAGUUUUGCUUGAAGAGGGAGCGAGCCAUCAAGUUCCCAGCUUUUCAGGAAUGAAAGAAGUUCAGCAGUCAGAUAAUCCUUGUGUCUUGGGUCAGUUUGGCCCUGGCCCUAGAGUGAGGCAAGCCCUUCCUAUGAAGAUGAGCAAAAAUAUUAUUCCACUUCACUCUGAGUGCUUUCAGGAUCUGGGGCUUCAAGACUCACUGCUUCAGUCAGCCUUCAUUAGCACCAAAGACUCCAUGAAGGUCGUCCCCCACACAAACAUACCCCUUGCGCACCUUCUGCCUACUUUGAGCCGGAUCUGGCCUGUGACUAGAAGACCAACCCCUACGAGGAAAUGUGGAGCUCAACGUGUGCACUGCUUGUAUGCGUGUGGAUGUGUGGAUCCCACCUGCCGCCUCCCCAUCUGCUCUGGGUGUAUUUUUGUUUUUUAUAGUUCUAGGUUUACAACAGAGAGGAGUUAAUUUAUCAACAGCCUAAAACUGUUGCCAGGUCAUCUUACAGUUUAAAACAUGCCAUCUCAUCGGUAGUCCCUGCUCUUUUCCCUCUCCCAUCUGCCAGUCUCUCUGUGCCCUCGUGUCUGAGUGCUGUUUGCCCACCUUUUCCAGGUGUAAGAGGCAGAGAGCCUGGACAGCUUUCUCUCUCAGCCAUUGUUCACCCCACUUGAAAAUUCAAACAAGAAAACUUUGCUUCAAAGAUCUCAUGUGUGGGAACCACAGCGCCUGGUUGCCUUUCUCCUGUGUAUGUGUAAAUUCCUUAAUAAAUAUUGCAGGGAAAGACC
Molecule: messenger RNA, 3097 nt
Organism: Mus musculus (house mouse)
Lineage: Eukaryota; Metazoa; Chordata; Mammalia; Rodentia; Muridae
Gene: Smap2
Product: small ArfGAP 2
Exons: 9
Coding region: 835-1878 (347 amino acids)
Cellular component (GO): cytoplasm; cytosol
Molecular function (GO): GTPase activator activity
Source: RefSeq, a predicted model, not a curated record